Molecule: messenger RNA, 5482 nt
Organism: Esox lucius (northern pike)
Lineage: Eukaryota; Metazoa; Chordata; Actinopteri; Esociformes; Esocidae
Gene: smc1a
Product: structural maintenance of chromosomes 1A
Exons: 23
Coding region: 225-3920 (1231 amino acids)
Biological process (GO): sister chromatid cohesion
Cellular component (GO): cohesin complex; chromosome; nucleus
Molecular function (GO): protein binding; ATP binding; ATP hydrolysis activity
Source: RefSeq, a predicted model, not a curated record
CAGUCGUACAUUUUGAAAGCUAACUUGCAGGCUAAUAGAGUUAGUUGAUUGGGAACAACAAUCGAUUAUGUCUUUCGAUAAAUACUUUUUUUUAAGUGUUUAGAUUUAAUUUGUUUGCAUGUUUCUUGUUUGAGUUUAAUAGCUAGCUAGCAUUAGCGACAUUAGCUGCUAGCACAACAACUCAUAUUCCUUCUGUUUCCGGCAGCCCAAGAGAUCUGAUCAGAAUGGGUUAUUUGAAACUAAUAGAGAUUGAAAACUUCAAAUCAUACAAGGGCAGGCAAAUUAUCGGUCCCUUUCACAAGUUUACCGCGAUUAUUGGACCCAAUGGUUCCGGCAAGUCCAACCUUAUGGACGCCAUCAGCUUUGUACUGGCCGAGAAAACCAGUAACCUGCGUGUGAAGACUUUGAAGGACCUGAUCCAUGGAGCCCCAGUAGGGAAGCCAGCUGCCAACAGAGCGUUUGUGAGCAUGGUGUACCACGAGGAUAGUGGAGAAGAGCGCACCUUCACCAGAAUCAUCAUUGGCUCGUCAUCAGAGUACCGUAUCAACAGUAAGGUGGUGGCUCUGGCUGAGUACAGUGAGGAGCUGGAGAAACUAGGCAUCCUCAUCAAGGCCAGGAACUUCCUUGUUUUCCAGGGGGCAGUAGAGUCAAUAGCCAUGAAGAACCCCAAGGAGCGUACUGCUCUGUUUGAAGAGAUCUCCCGGUCUGGGGAGCUGGCUCAGGAGUACGAUCGCAGGAAGAAGGAGAUGGUGAAAGCUGAGGAGGACACACAGUUCAACUACCAUCGCAAGAAGAACAUUGCCGCUGAGCGCAAAGAGGCAAAGCAGGAGAAAGAGGAGGCUGAGCGUUACCAGCGUCUGAAGGACGAGGUGGUGAAGGCCCAUGUCCAAAUGCAGCUGUUCAAGCUGUACCACAACGAUGCAGAGAUAGAGAAGCUCAACCGCGAGCUGGCGCAUCGCAACAAGGAGAUCGACAAGGACCGCAAGAAGAUGGACCACGUGGAGGAGGAGCUGAAGGAGAAGAAGAAAGAGCUUGGGAGGAUGAUGAGGGACCAACAGACUGUGGAGAAAGAAAUCAAGGAGAAGGACGCUGAGCUCAACCAGAAGCGCCCCCAGUACAUCAAGGCCAAAGAGAAUACCUCCCACAAGAUUAAGAAACUGGAGGCGGCCAAGAAGUCCCUCCAGAACGCCCAGAAACUGUACAAGAAGAGGAAGGGGGACAUGGACGAGUUGGAGAAAGAACAGUUGGCCGUGGAGAUGGCCCGGCAAGAGUUUGACGACCGCAUGGAGGAGGAGGCUCAGAGCCAGGGACAGGACCUCACGCUGGAGGAGAACCAGGUCAAGGCCUACCACCGCCUGAAGGAGGAGGCCAGUAAGAGGGCAGCCACUCUGGCCCAGGAACUGGAGAAGUUCAACAGGGACCAGAAGGCUGACCAGGACCGCCUCGACUUGGAGGAGAGGAAGAAAGUGGAGACUGAGGCCAAGAUCAAGCAGAAGUUCCGCGAGAUAGAAGAGAACCAGAAGCGUAUUGAGAAGCUAGAGGACUAUAUCUCCACCAGCAAGCAGUCCCUUGAUGAGCAGAAGAGGAUGGAGGAGGAGUUGACCGAGGAGGUGGAGACGGCUAAGAAGAGAAUCGACGAGAUCAACUUGGAACUCAACCAGGUGAUGGAGCAGCUGGGAGAUGCCAGGAUCGACAGGCAGGAGAACAGCAGGCAGGCGCGCAAGGCCGAGAUCAUGGAGAGCAUUAAGAGACUGUAUCCCGGAUCUGUGUACGGCCGUCUGAUUGAUCUGUGUCAGCCCACACAAAAGAAGUUCCAGAUCGCUGUGACCAAGGUGCUGGGCAAGAACAUGGACGCCAUCAUCGUGGACUCUGAGAAGACGGGCAGAGACUGCAUCCAGUACAUCAAAGAGCAGAGAGGAGAGCCGGAGACCUUCCUGCCCCUCGACUAUUUAGAGGUGAAGCCCACCGACGAGAAGCUCCGUGAGCUGCGCGGGGCCAAGCUGGUGAUCGACGUGAUCCGCUACGAGCCGCCGCACAUCAAGAAGGCCCUGCAGUACGCCUGUGGCAACGCGCUCGUCUGUGAGAACGUGGAGGACGCCCGGCGGAUCGCCUUUGGAGGGCCCUACAGACACAAGACGGUGGCCCUCGACGGCACUCUGUUCCAGAAGUCGGGUGUGAUCUCUGGGGGAGCCAGUGACCUGAAGGCCAAGGCCCGGCGGUGGGAUGAGAAGGCUGUGGACAAACUCAAGGACAAGAAGGAGAAACUCACUGAGGAACUCAAGGAGCAAAUGAAGGCCAAGAGGAAGGAGGCGGAGCUACGCCAGGUCCAGUCUCAGGCUCAUGGCCUCCAGAUGAGACUGAAAUACUCCCAGAGUGACCUGGAACAGACCAAGACACGACACCUCUCCCUCAACAUGCAGGAGAAGUCCAAACUGGAGAGUGAGCUGGCUAACUUUGGCCCUCGUAUUAAUGACAUCAAGAGGAUUAUCCAGUCCCGGGAGAAGGAGGUCAAUAAUCUGAGAGACCGCAUGAACGUCGUUGAAGAUGAGGUGUUUGUCGAGUUUUGUAAGGAGAUUGGUGUAAGGAACAUCAGAGAGUUCGAGGAAGAGAAGGUCAAGAGGCAGAAUGAGAUUGCCAAGAAACGGCUGGAGUUUGAGACCCAGAAGACCCGUCUGGGCAUUCAGCUGGACUAUGAGAGGAACCAGCUGAAGGAGGACCAGGAGAAGGUCAUGAUGUGGGAGCAAACUGUCAAGAAGGACGAGGCGGAGAUAGAGAAACUGAAGAAGGAGGAACACCGUCACAUGAAGAUCAUAGACGAGACGAUGGCCCAGCUGCAGGACCUUAAGAACCAGCACCUCACCAAGAAGUCAGAGGUCAAUGACAAGAACCACCAAAUGGAAGAGAUACGCAAGAAACUGGGAGGAGCCAACAAGGAGCUCACCCAGCUGCAGAAGGAGGUGACGGCCAUCGAGACCAAGCUGGAGCAGAAACGCAGCGACCGGCACAACCUGCUGCAGGCCUGUAAGAUGCAGGACAUCAGGCUGCCCCUACGCUCCGGGACCAUGGACGACAUCGGACAGGGAGAGGGGAGCUCCCAGCAGGAGGAGUCGAGCAGCAGUCAGAGGACGUCCAGUACCGUCCUGGCCAAAGAGGCUCUCAUAGAGAUUGACUACAGCAACCUGGCUGAGGACCUCAAGGACGCCCUGGCAGAGGAUGAGAUCAAGGCUGAGAUCAACACGCUACAGCAGCGUCUCAACGAGCAGCAGUCCAUCCUGCAGAGGAUCAGCGCUCCCAACAUGAAGGCCAUGGAGAAACUGGAGUCUGUCAGGGACAAGUUUCAGGAGACCAGUGACGAGUUUGAGGCGGCCCGUAAGAGGGCGAAGAAGGCCAAGCAGGCUUUUGAGCAGAUCAAAAAGGAGAGGUUUGACCGCUUCAACGCCUGUUUUGAGUCUGUAGCCACCAACAUCGAUGAGAUCUACAAAGCCUUGUCCCGUAACAGCAGUGCCCAGGCCUUUCUGGGGCCGGAGAACCCGGAGGAACCCUACCUGGACGGGAUCAACUAUAACUGUGUUGCCCCUGGCAAGAGGUUCAGGCCCAUGGACAACCUCUCUGGGGGGGAGAAGACCGUGGCGGCCCUGGCUCUGCUGUUUGCCAUCCACAGCUACAAGCCCGCACCUUUCUUUGUCCUGGACGAGAUCGACGCCGCGCUAGACAACACCAACAUUGGCAAGGUGGCCAACUACAUCAAGGACCAGUCAGUGAACACCCAGGCCAUUGUGAUCUCCCUGAAGGAGGAGUUCUACACCAAGGCCGACUCUCUCAUCGGAGUCUAUCCAGAGCAAGGAGAUUGCGUCAUCAGUAAAGUGCUGACCUUUGACCUGUCUGUGUACCCCGACGCCAACCCGAACCCCAACGAGUAGAUCUUUUAAUGGUACUGACACUGAGGAGCAACGACGAGCAACGUUGGCAUGGUGACAUUCUGUUUGGUCAUGUUCAGUCGGGCAGGCGAUAGAAAACAUUUUGUAACCGACAAUGGAGAUGGCUGUUUCUAAUAGGACAAAUCCAACUAGGGACUCCUUUUUCUGGACGUUUUCGUACAUAUUGUGCCUGAUGAAUAUGACUUAUGUUUCUACUGUCUCUGGGCGGAUAAUGUAUCUAAUGUAUUAUUCUGUAGUGUGAUGAAUCCAACAUACCGCGUAAAUGUUGUUUUGCCGUCAUUUAUUUUAUUUGUAUGAUUUCUGUAUUUUGUUUUUAGUCUAUAGUUAGCUUAGGGUCUUAGUGUGUUUUUGAACAGAGUGGGGGGGGGGUAGGGAGGUGUGAGGAUUACAGUUAAAGCAGCUGAAAGUUGGUAUUUCUAGACUACUCUAGAUACAGCUACAACGUGAAUAUAAUGUUCAUUUAUACAAUUUUAUUUCAUUUUUUUCUAAUUAACUUGGAAGAAAUCUUUAAUUGCAAGCAAGGCUAUUAGGCUUAGGAAAUAAUUGUAAAAAUAAUUUUUGAAAAAGAUGUUUGUUAUUGUAUCAGGUGUUUCGGCUCCUAUGGAAACUGCUGAUAUGAUCAUGCAUUACGCCUUCAUGCUUUUGGUCUGUGAUAAACAUUUUUUACUGAUCUCCUUUUCUCCGAAUUCUUCCUUUUCAUUUCACUGGUCAAUGUACUUAUGUAUCUUAAAUCCUGAUCUUAUCCUAUUGUGUUACUUUUGUAUUUUUGUCUGAUUUGUCAGGAUUGGGAGAACCCAUAGUAACUAGUUGGUGACCAACCUCCUUCCCUAUGAUAUCAUCUGCUUAUUUCAAACCUAGUACAACUACCCUGUUUUUCUCUAUCUGAAUUGGCCUUUUUUUCCACAUCUUCGCAUUGGUUCAGUGUCACUGAUGGCUGUUGUUUCUCUGGCUUUUGGCUUUGAUCAGGUGUCUAGCUAACCUGUGUUCAAAGAUGUGAACAAAGACAAAUGGGUCCUUGAACCUAAAGGAAGUUCAUGUACCUGUGCGUGGUCCAGAGUUGAGACACUCUAAAAUCUGUGGAGAGGAACGAAUCCCGGCUUUCAACCAAACAACCUGUUGGCUUUCUGAGAGUCUAGACCAUUACCUAGAUAAACUAUAACUGUUCAGUGAUCCUAUUGGAUUGAAAGUGGUUAAGAUCAUGAAACUCUAUUUUGUGUGAUUUGGAGCUUCUUAAAGUGAUUUGUAAACAUGACCAUGAUGAAAAGCAAUUAUUUUUCACUGGUUGUAUUCUUAGGAACAUGUUUUUAUUUAGUACUUCACAAAUGCAAUGUCAGUUUGAGUUGAUGUUAUAUGCCCCAUCACUUGGGUAAGGAGUAUGCCUUUUGAUAGUAGCUUUUACAAUGCCCCCCCCCCCUCCCGCAUUUGUUUUAAAUCUGUCCAUGGCUGAUGGAAAACCUUUUUCAUUUAUUGGUCACUUCAGAAUAAGAUGUUUUCUAAUGUGACAUUGUAUUGCUUAUUUUCAGUUAAUAAACUAUACUGUUUUA